Quercus lobata is the source of this 860-nucleotide messenger RNA. RefSeq lists its product as uncharacterized. Bases 76 to 663 code for a protein of 195 amino acids. Gene Ontology annotation, cellular component: plasma membrane; plasmodesma. The record is from RefSeq and is a predicted model, not a curated record. Lineage: Eukaryota; Viridiplantae; Streptophyta; Magnoliopsida; Fagales; Fagaceae. Gene Ontology annotation, biological process: defense response to other organism. The transcript has a single exon.
CUUAAUUAACAAACCACACUUGGUGUGUUGCCGAACAUUAGCUUCUAGAAUUAUACGAUCUUCUCAACCUUAGUAAUGGCUAAUCCACCUUCUCAGCCGCCAAGACACUCUAAGAUACUUCGAUACAUUGCUAUAGUAUUGCUAGUCCUGAUUGUCUUGGUGGGUCUAGCUGUGCUCAUCACUUGGCUAAUUAUUAAGCCCAAGCGAUUUGUUUACACUAUUGAAGAAGGUUCAAUCAAAAACUACAACUUAACCAAAAACCACCUCAAUUCCACCUUUGAAUUUGCCUUAAGAUCCUAUAAUCCCAACUCUAAAAUCUCUAUAUACUAUGAUUCAAUCGAAGCGUCGGUGGAAUAUGACGAUCAAACCAUAGCGUUCGAGGUGGUUGAUCCUUUCUUUCAACCUCAUCGAAAUGUGACGCGUUUGGAUUUGAAGCUCACAUCUCAAUAUGUGCCACUAUCGGGGUCGAAUUCUAAGGACAUUGCGCUCGAGAGGUCAUCAGGGGAGAUAGAAAUAGCAGUUAUGUUGAAGGCAAGGAUAAGAUAUAAGGUGGGAAUGUGGAAAUCUAAAGAUCGUAUUUUGAUUAUUUGGUGCUCUCCCGUUCGGGUUCGCUUCUCUAGGCCCAAUAAUUUCGAAAGGACAUACUGUGAUACAGAACUUUGAGCAUUAUUGUGGUUUCUAUUACUAUGUUUAUUUCUAUAUUGUUUUGUGAAAUGGUUUUCCAUGAUUGCCAUGAAGUCAUGCUUAAAAUUUAUAUGUUUUUUAAUUUCAUCCUGGAUGUGUGUGUGUGUGAACAUUGUUGCAGAUUUGAAUUAGAAGAUUUCGAAUGAAAGGUGACAAUUUCUCUAGGAUUUUUUACA